AUGACUAGUCCUGACGACGUCGCUGUCGGCGCCAGGCACGACAUUGCUUUGGCACAGGGUUUGGACGACGAACGACGGAUGUCCCAUGCACCAGCGCUGCCACCUGUCUACGAAGGAAAAGGCACACUCGCUACGGUUUAUGCCGACGAUGCAGCUGAUGCUCCGACCGUUGAAGAGCUCCAUACUCUGCGUCGCGUCAGAGAUCAUAUUCCCUGGAAGGUCUACACUGUUGCAUUCGUUGAGCUUUGCGAGCGAUUCUCUUAUUAUGGCACCACUGUUGUUUUCACCAACUUCAUCCAACAGCCACUUCCAGAAGGAUCACGAACCGGUGCUGCAGGCACAGACGGCCAAGCUGGUGCUCUCGGUAUGGGUCAACGAGCAUCAACCGGACUGGGUACAUUCAACCAGUUUUGGGUCUACUUCACGCCACUCAUAGGCGCAUAUAUUGCUGAUACUUAUCUUGGACGCUUCAACACCAUCUGCGUCUCUCUGGCCAUUGCCAUUGUUGGGCACAUCAUUCUUACCAUUUCCGCUGUUCCGACCGUCCUGGCCAAUCCAAAUGGCGCACUUGGCUGCUUCAUCGUUGGUCUCAUCUUGAUGGGUAUAGGGACCGGUGGAUUUAAACCCAACAUUUCACCAUUGGUCGCUGAACAGCUGCCACUUACCCGCAUGAAGAUCAUCACAGAUAAGACUGGAGAUCGGGUCAUCGUUGAUCCUGCUGUGACGGCGUCGAGUGUGUAUAUGUGGUUCUACCUCUUCAUCAACAUAGGAGCUCUGUUGGGCCAAAUCUCUAUGGUCUACUCUGAGAAAUAUGUCGGCUUCUGGCUCUCUUAUUUCCUACCAACCGUCAUGCUUUGCAUUUGUCCGGUGGUCAUGCUCCUCUGCCGUAAGGUGUACAUCCUCACACCACCCCAAGGCAGCGUGUUCGGCAAGGCAAUGAAGCUCUUUUUCCUUGCCCAAAAAGGUAGAUGGUCUAUUAAUCCUGUUCGAACGUUCAGAAAUAUGCACGAUGGCACCUUUUGGGACAAAGUCAAGCCAAGUAACAUACCGGCCAAUCAACGACCCAAGUGGAUGACGUUUGAUGAUGAAUGGGUUGAUGAAGUCAGGAGAGGUUUCGCCGCUUGUUCGGUCUUCUGCUGGCUUCCUCUCUUUUGGAUCACCUAUAAUCAAAUCAACAACAACUUGACUUCUCAGGCAGCUGUCAUGAAACUCAACGGGGUCCCCAACGACAUUCUCGCCAAUCUCAACCCCUUUUCACUCAUCAUUCUCAUCCCCAUCUGCGAUAUUAUCAUCUAUCCCGCGCUUCGCAAAGCUGGAAUCAACUUUUCCCCGAUCAAAAAGAUCACCUGUGGUUUUUACACCGGUACCGCCGCCAUGAUUUGGGCGUGUGUUGUUCAAGCCUACAUCUACAAGUACAGCUCUUGCGGAAGAUAUGCUGCUGGUGAAGACUGUGAACCAACUAGCAUCACUGUCUGGGCUCAGUCUGGGUCGUAUGUUCUGGUUGCCUUGGCUGAGGUCCUCGCCGCCAUCACCGCCCUCGAAUAUGCCUUCACCAAAGCUCCCCGCAACAUGCGUUCUCUGGUGAUGGCUGUCAUGUUGUUCACGACGGCUGUUGCUGCCGCUAUUGGGCAAGCACUCGUCUCUCUUUCCGCUGACCCAUUACUCGUCUGGAAUUAUGGGGUUGUUGGUGUUCUUUCAUUUAUCGGCGGGACUGGGUUUUGGUUGCAGUUCAGAGGGCUUGACAAACAAGAAGACCAGCUGAAUAUGCUUCCAACUGGUCACCUAGGCACGAAGGGUGAAGCGGAGGAAUUGGAGGUUGAAAAAGGCGCCUCCAAGCUGGCAGAGAAGGCUUAG
Endocarpon pusillum Z07020 is the source of this 1854-nucleotide messenger RNA. RefSeq lists its product as uncharacterized. The transcript has 2 exons. Gene Ontology annotation, molecular function: dipeptide transmembrane transporter activity. Lineage: Eukaryota; Fungi; Ascomycota; Eurotiomycetes; Verrucariales; Verrucariaceae. Gene Ontology annotation, biological process: oligopeptide transport; transmembrane transport. The record is from RefSeq and is a predicted model, not a curated record. Gene Ontology annotation, cellular component: membrane. Bases 1 to 1854 code for a protein of 617 amino acids.